This is a messenger RNA of Zootoca vivipara (common lizard), 1432 nucleotides long. It is a transcript of the gene C5H3orf70, whose product is annotated as chromosome 5 C3orf70 homolog. NCBI's taxonomy places the organism in Eukaryota, Metazoa, Chordata, Lepidosauria, Squamata, Lacertidae. The record is from RefSeq and is a predicted model, not a curated record. Gene Ontology annotation, biological process: nervous system development.
AAAGCGGCGACGGCAGAACCACCAGCAGCGCCAUGAGCGGGACUGGGGCGGCGGCCAGUGCCGCUUCUCUGGUGGCGGGCAAGAGCGAGAAACUGGACGAGGCGCAAGCGCUGGCCCGCAGCUGCGCCGGGAGACCCGACUUCCAGCCUUGCGACGGGCUGUCGCUGUGCACCACGCACAGCCACGGACGCUGUUUCCGCCUGCACUGGUGCUGCCACCUGGGCUGGUGCCACUGCAAAUAUGUCUAUCAGCCUAUGACUCCAGUAGAACAACUUCCAAGCACAGAAAUACCUGUUCGGCCUCGGGGAACCACAAACACCAUUCAGAUAUCUGUCUCGCUCACGGAACACUUUUUGAAGUUUGCACCUGUCUUCCAGCCACCAUUACCCCCAGAUUCCCCACGGUUCUGCACAAUCUCGGACCUCUUUAUUGACAAUUAUCGUGUGAAAUGCAUCAAUGGGAAGAUGUGUUACGUGCAGAGGCAACCUCCUGCUCCCCCCAAUAAAACGAAGCCUCAGGAGGUCACCACACGCAAUGCCUUAAUUUUGAGAGAGAAUAAUACACCAAAAAUAGAUCAUUGCUCUUCCCCCUCCAGCUCUGAGGACUCUGGGAUCAAUGCUGUUGGGGCUCACUAUAUGGAGUCAUGUGAUGAGGACACAGAGGAAGGGGCAGAGCUAAGUUCAGAAGAAGAUUAUAGUCCAGACAGUAGCUGGGAACCGGAUGAGUGUCCCCUCCUAUCACCCUCACAAUGCGAACUAGAAGUGAUUGAGACCAUAGAAACCACAGUGUGAAGUGCUGAGCUGGAAACUAGCUAGGCAUACUUAAAACAAUACUGGUUUUCUAGCAUUUAUACUAGCUUUUUUCUGACAGGUCCUUUUCUCCAAUGCACUUGACAACCCACGGAGGAAUGUAGUUAACAGUAUUUAGUCACUUGUGAAUUAGUUGUUUGAUCCUAAUCAAACCACUGAAUUUCCAAGAGCCCUAUUGUAUGUUUUUAAAGUUACAGAUUUGACAUAUUUUUUAGUUCUAGACUGUGCCUGAUUUUGGUAUGGUGCACUUAAUUUGCAAAAAUCAGGUCGAAUUGUGAGCUGUUUCUAUUACAGUGGUACCUCGACAUCCGAAUGCCUUGACAUCCAAAGGUUUCGACUUACGAAGUCGGCAAACCUGGAGGUCUUUUCACCGUGCGUGUGUUCUGCGCCUGCGCAGAAGCGCAAAAUCGCGCUUUGCGCAUGCGCAAAAUGGACGCUUUGACAACUAAAGGUUUCGACUUACAAAGAGCGCCACAGAAUGGAUUGCCUUCAUAAGUCGAGGUACCACUGUAGUUCCAAAUUACUUCUUCAGAGCAAGGAGGCAGCCUUUCAUCAACACACCAAAUGUUUGGGUGACCAAAGCCCUUCUUUAUUUAGUUUUUUAAUUUCGUGUAUGAGACCAA